AUGGCAACAAUUGCAUACAUAUUUGCAUUUUCAAAUUCUAUAGCUCUAGUUAUCAUUGCAGCGGUUGCCUUUCUACUCUUUCUUUGUUUCUGCCCGAGGAAUGGGCAACCCCGUAAUUGGCCCCUCAUUGGGAUGUUGCCCAUGCUGCUGCUAACCAGUUUUAUAUUUGACAGUGUCACUGAAGUUUUAGAGUUCUGUGGCGGCACCUUUGAGUUCAAAGGACCUUGGUUUGGCAACAGGGAUAUGAUUUUCACCGCUGAUCCCGCGAACGUGCAGCAUUUAUUGAGUACAAACUUCUCCAAUUAUCCCAAGGGUCCCGACACCAGAAGGAUUUUCUCGGCCUACGGGCAGAUCCUAUUUGCCGCGGACCAAAAGGAUUGGAGAUUUCAUAGGAAAUUCGGUCUCGCUUUUUUCCACAACCAACAGUUGCAACAUUUCACGGUUAGGAUAAACCAGGAAGUUCUUGAAAAAGGGCUUGUUCCAGUUUUGGAUCAUGCUUCUGAACACGGGAUUACGAUAGAUUUGCAAGAUGUGUUCCAAAGGGCUAUGCUUGAUGCAACAUUCAUGAUGAUCAGUGGCAAAAACCGCAGCUCCCUCUGCGUUGGACUGCCAAAAGAUGUUGUUUUGGAAGCCUUGCAUGAUGCUAGUGAUGUGAUAUUGCUUCGCUAUAUUCUCCCAGAAAGAUUUUGGAUGUUCCAAAGGUGGCUGGGAGUUGGUGCAGAGAAGAGACUCAGUAAAGCUUGCGAAGUUUUGGAUGAAGCAGCAGCAAAAUGCAUCAAGAUUUGGAAAGAGCAAACCGACAAUAUUUCCAAAUCCGAGCAUGGUGAGGAAAGUUUGGAUGCAAUCACAUUUUUUUACAAUGGGAAGGAGUUCCUGGAAUCAGUUGGGGGGCAAGACUACACUAUGAGAGAAAUUGUAAAAGGAAUUAUAUUUGCAGGAACGGAUACAGCUUCACCAGUUUUAUCUUGGUUUUUUUGGCUUCUUUCGAAGAACCCCAUUGUUGAAUCCAAGAUUAGAGAAGAACUUGCGUCGAGAACUUGCAUCAAAGCUGACAUGCUACCAAGCGGUCACCGUGUGAAAGCGAACAAAAGAAUUGUUAUUUGUUCUUAUGCUAUGGCAAGAAUGAGGUUCGUAGCAUUCAGCUCAGGUCCCAGGAUUUGCCCGGGGAAAGAGUUGGCUUUUGCUACAGUUUUGUUCAACUACCAAUUUCAUGUAGGUACCAAGAUAGCAAAGGAUCAACCAGUGGCAACCCCUGCAGCCUCUACUAUUCUUCGUAUGAAGCAUGGUCUGACGGUUAAGACUAGUGAGGCCCCUGAUCCAGCUAGAUUUUGGGAUGAAAAGAAGAUAUCGUAUUCUGUGAUUCAUUACAGAUGCAGUGCCCAAAACAUUCCAAGAUUCAGUGCCAUACUUGUCUUUGGUGAUUCGGCCGUCGAUCCCGGCAACAAUAAUUACAUAACCACAAUAGCUAAAGGCAACCAUGCUCCAUAUGGCAUAAACUUCCCUGGUAAAAUUUCGACUGGGAGAUUUUCUGAUGGAAAACUCGUCCCAGAUCUUCUGGCAUCCAUGUUAGGCCUCAAGGAAACAAUCCCGCCGUUUUUGCAGCCAAAACUAUCGGAUCAAGAACUGCUCACAGGUGUCUCCUUUGCAUCAGCUGCUGCAGGAUUUGAUGAUGAAACCUUUGCUAGCAAACAUAAUUCCAAUGUCCAAGCAACCACAAUAUCUUAA
Molecule: messenger RNA, 1725 nt
Organism: Coffea arabica (coffee)
Lineage: Eukaryota; Viridiplantae; Streptophyta; Magnoliopsida; Gentianales; Rubiaceae
Product: alkane hydroxylase MAH1-like
Molecular function (GO): iron ion binding; monooxygenase activity; heme binding
Source: RefSeq, a predicted model, not a curated record